ACUGCGCAUGCGCCUUGUUUUGUGCGCAUGCGAGUUGAAGCGUAUUGCGUGGACUUCCGGACCGUCAACUUUCUCAUUACACCUUUCGGUUAAAGAGAAGCGCUGGGUGUUAUCGCUACGCUGCAUUGCCUUUUGGUGUACUUUUUUUUCAAGUGUUUUGCUGCGAAUAUGCUGCGAGAUGAAUCAACACUGCGCAUAAGGACGAAAAAAACGUUGAAAUCACGAAGAAUGAAAGCGACCUCUAAGGAGGAGUAUAUUGUGUAUGUUGGCAUCAGCUGGCUGUAGAGGUCAACGUGUGUCAUAGAAUCGGGAUUCUAUUAUCCUGACUCAAGACCACACGCCAGGGAAGGAAAGGAAUAGAUUUUAUGCCUUGCAUCCUUUUUCUGCAUCCCCGAUUUCAUACUUUUCCAUCUGCAAUUUGGGGAUCAUGGAUUUGAAUCAGUAACCUCCUUAAUGUUAACUGACAAUGGAAGGAAUUGCUAAAACUGUGUAAUGUUAGCUUGCCUUAGAUCUCUUAAUCAUUGUAAUUAAUUUUAAAUGGAAAAUGUUCGAUGUUCAUAUCAUUUGCAUAUGUACAGUUUUUAAUUUAUCUUUAAAGCACACUUAAAUGUUAUAUUAAUCCUACAUUUUUUCCUCACUUUUUCCAUUGAAUUGUUACCAUUGAUCAGAUAUCAAACAACCCUUGUUUGAACAGACAUGGCGUACCAUUCCGAUUUUUUCCCUGGAAAUGAGUUUAUUUGCACAGAGUGUGGGGAAGGAUUUGGCCAGUACCCGAAACUGAUCAAUCACAUGGCUAAUCAUGGGCCAAUGGGUCCGUUUUCUUCCAUUUCUGAAACUGAUAAUGGCUGUGACAAACCUAUUGAAUUUGCUCUUCAUGAAAAUGGAACACUCACAGUAGUUGAUCGAUCCGCAUUGUCAAAUUUCUCAUUCUUAUUUGGAAAACCCAUGUCAAAGUUUUUGUCGAAUACAACACAUUAUCAGGAUUCCUUGUCUUCAAGCAGAGUGGUCGAACGAGACCAUAUCCAGUGUAGAUGUGAGAGAUGUGGCCAAGUGUUCAGGAACCAAAGAAGUUUGCAAGAGCACCAGCGAUAUCGUCCCCUUGAGCAAGGGUUUAAGUGUACUUUAUGUUGCAAGGUUUUUUAUGAUAGAGAGAGCCUUCGUGGGCACCUUCAGAAUCAUGCUCAUGAACGUUUUUACAGUUGUGGACAUUGCGGAAAACGAUUCUUAAGACAAGAGACCUUGUUGCUACAUCAGAAAGAAUGGCAUAGGUCUCUUGGAUCCCAGAGUUCAAGUAAAUUCGAUGAAGACCGUGAAAAUGGUAUAGAUAAAUCAUAUCCUUGCAAGAUUUGUGGCUUGCGUUUCUUUUGGUUAUCAGACCUGCAGAGCCAUCUACUGAAUCAUUCUCAUGUCAGCAAAGCCUCUGAUGAUCUCACACAGAAAGAGAACAUGCAGGACCAGGAUGAGAGUAGCCCGAAAAAAAAUCCCUCCCAUUCUCCGGAUGAUACUUCUGACCGAUCAUAUCGUUGUGGCUUAUGUGGCGGACACUUUAAUUGCUUGUCAGAUUUGAAAGACCAUCAUCUGUCAGAUCAUCCAGACGAGGACUCUUCUGAACCAGUACCUGAGAUUAGAAAGCAGCCUGCCAAUUACUGUGGUGUAAUGCGUCAAAUGGUUCCAAAACACCAGACUCAACGAAUGGAUCUAUUGAGGCCACGAAUGAGAGGUAGACCAAGAGGAGGUGCUGCCAGAAGUAAUCCCCACACUAAAGUUUUCCCUUGCAAACAAUGCCAUAGAGUUUUUGUACACUCUAGUAGCCUCUCUCGUCAUAUGCGUUACCAUAAGGGUACCCUUCAUACUUGCCUUUAUUGUGGUAGACACUUUCCACAAAGAUGCGAUGUCACAAGGCAUGUUGCCAUGUACCAUAGCUCAGACAUAAAGCUAAAGGUCGAUGGGGAGAAAGUAGACCAUGAAGAUAAAACUUCUACUCAUAUGUCACCAAAAACACAAGCAAGCAAUGACAGUGAUCAUAAAUCGCAGAACAACGAAGACCAGCAGUCAUCAAACCCUCCAGACAAGGAAGACUUGCCAGAUACCCAAGAGACGUCUCUACUCAAGCCAAGAAUAACCUACAAAUGCAAAGAUUGUGGUCGAGUCUUUAGGCUACUCAGCGUAUUUCAGCGACAUGGCCGUUACCACAAAAUAAACCCCUCUCGGGUAUUGCUAAGCUGUCCUCAUUGUCCAUGUCGCUUCACCUUCCGCUCUGCUCUCGAGCGCCAUCUUCAGAAUCAUGAUAAAGAAGGCUCUGAGAAACAUGGUGGGGAAGAAUCUCCAACUGCAGAGGAAAAUAUGGAGGAUUUAGAAAAUGAAGACGAUUUAAGUGUUGAAACAAGUGAGUUAGAAGCUGAUACAAAAGAGAGUCCAUCAAAAUAUAUAUUGUAUGAAUGCACUGAAUGUACUGAGACUUUUACAGAUCUACAGCUAUUCCUCAAACAUCAGCACACUCAUGGUUGAAAGGUAUUCGGAGAGUCUGUAUAAUGCACCUUUAACUGUUGAUUUAAUAUAUGUUGAUGUUUUGGUUUAAUACAAUGCCACAUCUGCAAUGGGUUGGACAACCAAUUUAAUAUUGAAUGACUUCAAGCUGCCAGUUAUUAAUAUCGAAGUUCACUGAAUUUGUGUACAUUGUCUUACUCCACUAAAUAAUGUCAUACUGUGAACUAACAUAGAACAUUGGUAGAGAUGUUUAGUUCCUCCUCUGAUUGCCUCCAGUAGGCCAUGAACGGAUGGUAAAGUGGUCAUAGAAAAUAGGUAUUUCCAUUUUUCCAAAUGAGUUUCAUUAAUUCAGACUGACAUCAUGUGUUGUUGGAACCCAGGGUACAGUGCUAAUUAAGCUUACUGAUGCAGUAUGGAGUGCAGAUUUGUUUGGGGGCUUCCUUGAGGGACUUGUACUAAAAGACUAACGUCUAAUAUAAUCACUGCAUUUGCUGUUUGGAGACUUGUAGACAUUUUGAGGACAAUUCAAUUCUGACUUUUCUUCUGACUUGCUGUAACAGCUAUAUAUGAAAAGCUAGGCUUAAGUACUGGACAUGCUGGUUGCACUUCUACAAGCUCAUUUUGGGACAGUGAGUUUCAGUCCAUUACAAGAAUCCUGGGAACUGACACCCAUCAGAUGGGAAUAUUACUGUAUACAUGUGUCCAAAGCCACAGACAAGGUUUUUCAGUGAAUCCCAGGGUCUGAAAUAAAGUAUAGGUGAUCUUUUUUUUUUUUUAGCAGUUCAACAUUUUAGCGAUUUUGUAUCCUGUUUUAUGCUCUAUUCCCUCUAGCAAAUUGUAAAAACUGUUCCCAAAUGGUCACCUUUAUUUGUUUCUGUGCUAUGUGGGUGAUAUCUUUUUAUUUUAUUUUAUAAUAAUGACUGAAACACAACUGCAGAUCUCUUGUGUAUUUGUAUUAAUAAAAUUAGUUAUCUGA
Silurus meridionalis is the source of this 3463-nucleotide messenger RNA. RefSeq lists its product as uncharacterized. Gene Ontology annotation, biological process: regulation of transcription by RNA polymerase II. The record is from RefSeq and is a predicted model, not a curated record. Gene Ontology annotation, cellular component: nucleus. Lineage: Eukaryota; Metazoa; Chordata; Actinopteri; Siluriformes; Siluridae. The transcript has 3 exons. Gene Ontology annotation, molecular function: DNA-binding transcription factor activity, RNA polymerase II-specific; RNA polymerase II transcription regulatory region sequence-specific DNA binding. The coding region runs from base 697 to 2508 and encodes 603 amino acids.